CAGCAGGAGUGGCCACACCAUCAGUGGAAUGGUUUCCCUGGGAUUCGAAGCUGGGUCCAGCAGAAGUCUGGACGUCCAGACAGGCUCUACAGGACUUAUAUCAGAAAAUGCUAGUGACCGAUUUGGAAUAUGCUUUAGAUAAAAAAGUGGAGCAGGACCUUUGGAAUCAUGCCUUUAAAAAUCAAAUCACGACGCUACAGGGUCAGGCGAAAAAUAGAGCAAAUCCAAAUCGGAGUGAAGUUCAGGCGAACCUUUCUCUGUUCUUAGAGGCAGCUAGUGGCUUCUACACACAGUUAUUACAGGAAUUGUGCACAGUUUUUAACGUAGACUUGCCGUGCCGCGUAAAGUCUUCCCAGCUGGGAAUCAUUAGCAAUAAACAGACGCACACCAGCGCCAUAGUGAAGCCGCAAUCUAGCUCCUGCUCUUACAUCUGCCAGCACUGCCUUGUCCACCUUGGAGAUAUUGCUCGCUAUAGGAAUCAGACCAGCCAGGCAGAGUCUUACUACAGACAUGCAGCUCAGCUUGUCCCUUCUAAUGGUCAGCCUUAUAAUCAGUUGGCUAUUCUAGCUUCCUCCAAAGGAGACCACUUGACCACAAUUUUCUACUACUGCAGAAGCAUUGCUGUGAAGUUUCCUUUCCCAGCUGCCUCCACUAACCUACAAAAAGCACUUUCUAAAGCACUGGAAAGUCGUGAUGAGGUGAAGACUCGAUGGAGCGUGUCUGACUUCAUCAAGGCAUUUAUUAAAUUCCAUGGCCAUGUGUACCUGAGUAAGAGCUUGGAGAAGCUGAGCCCUCUUCGAGAAAAGCUGGAAGAACAGUUCAAGAGGUUGUUAUUCCAAAAAGCCUUCAAUUCUCAGCAGUUGGUCCAUAUUACUGUGAUCAAUCUGUUUCAACUGCAUCACCUGCGAGACUUCAGCAAUGAAACGGAGCAGCACAGCUACAGCCAGGACGAGCAGCUCUGCUGGACACAGUUACUGGCUCUCUUCAUGUCCUUUCUUGGAGUUCUGUGCAAGUGUCCUUUACAAAACGACUACCAGGAGGACUCUGGAGCUGCGUAUCCUCUUCCAGCUGUGAAGGUUUCAAUGGACUGGCUGAAACUUAGGCCCAGUGUUUUCCAGGAGGCAGUGGUUGAUGAAAGACGCAUAUGGCCCUGGCUGAUUUCUCUUCUAAACAGCUUCCAGCCUCAUGAAGAAGAUCUGUCCAGUAAUAAUGCAACCCCACUUCCAGAAGAAUUUGAGCUGCAAGGAUUCCUGGCUCUGAGGCCCUCGUUCAGGAACUUGGAUUUUUCCAAAGGCCACCAGGCAAUUACAGGAGAUAAGGAAGGGCAACAACGUCGGAUACGGCAGCAGCGUCUGAUCUUCACAGGCAAAUGGAUUGCUGAUAACCAGCCGAGGUUGAUUCAGUGUGAAAAUGAGGUAGGCAAGCUGUUGUUUUUGACGGAAAUCCCAGAAUUACUACUAGAAGACCCAAGUGAAGCCAAAGAGAGUCUCGCCUUGCAGGAAACAUCUAUUGCAGAGCCGCUAUCUACAGAUGGGAGCCCUGGACUCAAAUCAGUUCUGUCCUCUGGCAGAAGCCUAAACAACAACUGUGACGCAGGAGAAAAACCAAUGGUCACGUUCAAAGAGAACAUCAAGCCACGGGAAAUGAACCGAGAGCAAGGGCGAAUCUAUCCCCCUAAAGAUAUAGGUAGGGCAAGACGGGACUAUAGCAAAGGAAUAGUAGCCAAUAAGAAUGAUGGAAAGAAGGAUAACAAUAAGAGGAAGAACGAGACCAAGAAAUGCGGCUUGGAUAAGAUGCAGGAAGCAGGAAAGCAGAACGUGGCAGUUCAGGUGAAAUCUCAGACGGAGAUGAGGAAGACUCCAGUGUCUGAAGCCAGGAAAACACCUGUAACUCAGACUCCAAGUCAGGCCAGCAGUUCUCAGUUCAUCCCCAUUCAUCACCCAGGAGCCUUCCCUCCCCUUCCUAGCCGGCCAGGGUUUCCACCUCCAACCUACGUCGUCCCCCCUCCUGUGGCUUUCUCCAUGAGCACAGGGUACACCUUCCCAGGUGGUGUUUCUGUCCCAGGAACCUUCCUCCAGCCCACAGCUCACUCACCUGCGGGAAACCAGGUGCAAGGUGGGAAACAGUCCCACAUUCCUUACAGCCAGCAACGGCCCUCCGGACCAGGGCCGAUGACCCAGGGACCUCAGCAAACGCCACCUCCUUCCCAGCAACCCCUCUCAUCCUUACCAGCUCAGGCAACAGCACAGUCUGCGAGCCAGUUACAGGUCCAAGCUCUGGCCCAGCAACAGCAGCAACAGUCCCCUACGAAAGCUGUGCAGGGCCUGGGGAAGAGCCCACCACACCACUCCGGAUUCCAGCAGUAUCCGCAGACAGACUCGUCAAAGCAGCUCUGGAACCCACCUCAAGUCCAAGGCUCGCUGGGGAAGAUCAUGCCCGUAAAGCAGUCCUAUUACCUGCAGGCCCAGGACCAUCUAAAAUUAUUUGAACAGUCAUUACAGCCUCCCGUGAUGCAACAGCAACCUCUGGAGAAAAAAAUGAAGCCUUUCCCAAUGGAGCCAUAUAACCAGAACCCCUCAGAAGUCAAAGUGCCAGAAUAUUACUGGGACUCUUCCUAUGGCAUGGCUGACAGUAGGGUGAUGGCACAGCCGUCUAACAUGGACCGCAGGGGAAAACGGCAAGGAGUCUUCCGCCCAGAGCAGGAUGCUGUCUCCAGGAUGACCUUUGAGGUAAAGAUCCAUGUUAGAAGUGGUGAAAACCAGUGA
Tauraco erythrolophus (red-crested turaco) is the source of this 2765-nucleotide messenger RNA. Lineage: Eukaryota; Metazoa; Chordata; Aves; Musophagiformes; Musophagidae. The record is from RefSeq and is a predicted model, not a curated record.